This is a messenger RNA of Fusarium poae, 1383 nucleotides long. RefSeq lists its product as uncharacterized. The coding region runs from base 1 to 1383 and encodes 460 amino acids. The transcript has 3 exons. Lineage: Eukaryota; Fungi; Ascomycota; Sordariomycetes; Hypocreales; Nectriaceae. The record is from RefSeq and is a predicted model, not a curated record.
AUGAAGUCUUCUACUGCUUUCUUAGCCCUCGCGGCAACUGCCAACGCCGCGCGCAUCGCCAAGCGCGAAUACCCAUGGGAUACCAAAGAGAGUCUCUGUAACGACAAAGCAUGGCUUCUCGAAACUGCGGAGGGUGCUUCUCAGGUCUGGGAGGAGACUGGUGCUGGCGAUGAACUCGACAUUCAAAUCAUGGGACAAUGGGAACAUGAGGUCAACUGGCUCUUCAACCUGGAGCACGCAAUCAACAAUGGAAGUGGGAACCUCGGCAUGUCUGGCUGUGGUCUUAUUGAUAGCGAUUGCUUGCCCCAGGGUGCGCCAGACUGCGAGGAACACUUUGACAAGUUCGGUACGACUGGUGACCCCUUGAAGGAUCCUAUCGGCAGAACGUCAUACUGGAUCUUUCAAGCUAUCAAGGGUAUGCAUAGCAAGUUCCAGAUGCUUCACGGCGAACUGGUUAAGCAGACUCUUAUCACCAGCCUUCAGAUCGGCGAGAUGGUCAAAGACUUUGGAGGUAACGAGGAUAAGACUGAAGAUGUCUUGAAGUGGCUCUCUGCUGCUGUUGGAUUAGGAAGCACCAUUGGUGGUCUCGUCCCUGGAGCUGGAGAGGGCAUUUCUACCGGUUUCGACAUUAUGGGCGGUGUAUUCGACAUCAUCGCCGAAGAGACAAAACCGGAGGAGAUUGACCAAGCCACCAUCUCAUCUGCCCUGGGUGACAUCUUUCAGGCCACAUCUGAUAAGCUCAAGAAGACCAUGAGACUGGCUACAGGAACACUCCUGCCAGGCGAGUCCCCAGACCUCUUCAACACCCUUCCUGCCUCCAGCAAGUACGGCCCCUGGAUCCACUCGCCUAUUACCAAGUUCUUCAACGGUGGCUGGUUCCUCCUCAGCGACAGAAGUCAACCCGUCCAGAAUCUCAUCAACGCCAUAUCCGGAAACAUCAAGCCCAAGAUUGCCAACAACGUCAUGAAGGCUGCCAACCUCCGCCUCGUCGCCGACAAGCGUAUCGGAAGCCAGGAAGACUGCGGUUAUGCUACCGGUCGUCAAUGGAUGAACUUGAGGGAUAGUGAGAGCUACUGCUUCUACAUCGCUAGACUUGAUGAGCACGGUGUUUACGGUGAAAAGUACGAUGAGGCACCCGAAGAUAUCUACGCCAACAUGGCCAAGUACGGCCUUGGUAACAGAGAUCCUUACUACCGUGCCAUUCUUGACUGUGCUACCAGCGGAGCGGAGGGUCUUGACUUGGACAAGUUGGGUUUCAACAACAUCCCUGUUUGCUUCUUUGACUUGCCUGCUUACUGGCUGGAGCGCAAUGAUGGUCCUGAGUGUACUUCCAACUUUGUCAACAAGGCCUGCAACCCCACCAAGUCCAGCCCUAUUGCUUAA